AUGUGUGCACAGAGGUGUCUCUUAAUUAAGAGAGCCAAGAGACGGCUCUUACGAUGCACGUGUCACCGCAAGAAAAAGAAGAAAGUCGUCCUCGGUGAGCUUCCCAACUUGUGCAAGAAGAAAUCAAAUGUCCCAAAAGAAUCAAAGUCCGACAUCGACACUAGAUCUGACGAUCCCCAGAUGUGUGCUCCCUACGUCACCGGAAUCUUCGUGUAUCUCCGUCAAUUAGAGGUUAGCUUCCUCAAUUCACAAUCUCGAUUUCGAAUUUCGAUCUGGGUCUUAUGUAAAAAAAUUGAUUUUGGUUUGAAAAUUCUGAAUCAGGUGAAGGAAAAGUCAAGGCCUUUGAUUGAUUAUAUAGACAAGGUGCAAAAAGAUGUAACGCCUGAUAUGAAAGGAGUUUUGGUUGAUUGGUUAGUUGAAGUUGCUGAAGAGUACAAACUUCUCUCCGACACUCUUUACCUAGAUGUCUCCAACAUCGACAGAUUUUUGUCUCUUCAGACUGUUAAUAGGCAAAAGCUUCAGCUUUUGGGAGUUUCUUCUAUGAUUUUUGCCUCGUAA
Messenger RNA from Brassica oleracea var. oleracea, 558 nucleotides. Its product is annotated as putative cyclin-A3-1. Gene Ontology annotation, molecular function: cyclin-dependent protein serine/threonine kinase regulator activity. The record is from RefSeq and is a predicted model, not a curated record. Gene Ontology annotation, cellular component: cyclin-dependent protein kinase holoenzyme complex; nucleus; cytoplasm. Gene Ontology annotation, biological process: regulation of cyclin-dependent protein serine/threonine kinase activity; mitotic cell cycle phase transition. Lineage: Eukaryota; Viridiplantae; Streptophyta; Magnoliopsida; Brassicales; Brassicaceae.